Molecule: messenger RNA, 1406 nt
Organism: Annulohypoxylon maeteangense
Lineage: Eukaryota; Fungi; Ascomycota; Sordariomycetes; Xylariales; Hypoxylaceae
Product: putative cinnamoyl-CoA reductase
Exons: 1
Coding region: 270-1295 (341 amino acids)
Molecular function (GO): oxidoreductase activity, acting on the CH-OH group of donors, NAD or NADP as acceptor
Source: RefSeq, a predicted model, not a curated record
GGUAUGUCCGAUCAAUAAGCUUAUCAAGCGGCAAGGUAGGAGGGAUGCGCAGCCCAUCGCCGAUGCGGGUGAUAUCUCUGAGGGGUUCGGGCUGUUCCCUCGAGGCAUUGGUUGCCUUAUAAAGUUUAGGUAGUACUCCGUCUCAUAAAUCGAUCAUAAUGAAAAGAAACGAAUGUAACCAAGAACAAACUGAUCGAAAAGGACAUAUACUUACCUGAGAAGAACAUAGACAAGACAGCUAGCUUAUCCUAAAUUCAAAGCAUAACAAGAUGGCCGCGACAAUUCUUAUCACUGGUACCAACGGUCUAGUUGGCUUCCGCAUUCUCACUACGGCUCUCGAAGCCGGGCACAAUGUGCGAUUCGCGGUACGUUCGGAAGAUAAAGCUCGGAUAGUUUCGUCGAAUCCUGCCGUCCAGAAACUAGCGCCGGGAGACCGACUCUCCGCAGUAGUGAUCCCGGACUUCACCAUCCAGGGGGCAUUCGACUCGGCCCUUGAAGGGGUCACGCACAUCAUCCAUACCGGCUCCCCCGUGCCUAUGCCAUGGUACGAUCCUUAUAAGGACAUCUUCGAGCCUACGCGUAAGAUGUGCUCAAACAUACUCUCUUCCGCGCUCAAGACGCCUGGCAUUAAGAGCGUCGUUAUCACUUCGUCUAUCGUGGGGAACCUAGGGUCCGUGCCGCCAGCUCACGUCGUCUCGGCUGCAACCCGCUUGCCGUUGCCUGACCCCAUUCCGCAGACCUUCAAAGAUGGGUAUGAAGCGUACAUAAUAGGGAAGAUAGUACAGCUACACGACACGGAUACGUUCGUGCGUGAGAAAAAACCGCCGUUCGGCGUCGCAAAUAUAGUCCCCGGCUACGUGUAUGGUCGCAACGAGCUCGCACUCACCGUCGAGGCUAUGGGCCAAUCCAACAGCUCGAACAAUGCCAUAAUCCAGGGCGUUACCGGUGGCGAAAUGGCAUUUCCCGUCCAUAUGGGUUUCGUACACAUAGACGACAUAGCGGAAAUACACUUGCGAGCCGCGUUUCUAGACCGGGAACCUAACUCGGAUGUAUCGAAAGAUUUCGGGGUGGCGAGGAAAGUUGACUAUGAUACGGUCUGGGGCUAUGUCGAGAAAGCGUUUCCGAAGGCUAUACAGGAUGGGGUGCUCAAGAAGGGAAAUGUGCCUUCAUUAGAUUUUCAAUAUGAUUCGAGUGAUGCAGAGAAGCUGAUGGAUGGGAAGUUGAAGAGUUUUGAGACUGCAGUGUUAGAUGUGGUAGGUCAGUAUCUUGAGGUAUCGGGGAGGGAAAAGGCGUGAUCCGGUGUGCCUUAGCCCUUAAUUCUCUACUCUCUGACGAUUCUCACAUAUGAAAAUGAUAUGCGAAAUUGGAACAAGACAGAUUGUAUACACUUCUGCAGUAAAUGUUCA